UUAGCAGAUCCAAAGUUUUUAAACAGAUUAGCCAUAGAAGAAUCAAUAUCAAUAACCACUACUCUCCUUGCACAAUACCAGAAACGAAAAGGAAAGUUCUUUGAAGAAAUCGACUAUGUGAUGACAGAUACAAUCAGAGGAAUAGUGGUUGAUUUCUUUACAGUAUGGCUUCCAGCUCCUACACUAUCAUUUCUUUCAUUUGCUGAUGAUGAUGAUGCUAGUGGGCCGGAUGCACUAUUGGGCCUACUUGGGUCCAUACCGGAUAAUGCAUUUCAAAAAACACUUGCUGGGAAAGACUGGAAUGUGGGGCAUAGAGUUGCUUCGGUGGUUGUUGGUGGUGUUAAGCUUGCUGGUGUUGGAUUUGUUUCAAGUAUUGGAGCUGUUGCUGCUUCAAAUGUGUUGUACACUGUACGCAAGUUUCUAAAUCCACAACUUUUGAAUGAUCAACAGACUAAAAGAUCUCCAAUUUUGAAAACAGCAGUUGUUUACAGUGGGUUCCUUGGGACUUCAGCUAAUCUCCGGUAUCAGAUUAUUGCUGGAUUGGUGGAGCAUCGAAUCUCGGAUAUGUUUGCUGACCAAACUUUAUUUGUAAAUUUGUUAUCUUUUGUGACACGGACGAUUAAUUCCUACUGGGGAACUCAGCAAUGGAUAGAUCUUGCGAGGUUUACAGGACUACAGGCUCAAAAGAAGAGUGAAACAUCGUUAUUAAGCCAAAGCCAAACAACGGAAUCUGCAAAUCCUGCGGAAUUGAACCAAACAGUAGAAUGUGUGAAUCCUGCAGCAUUAGGUUGCAACACUACAGAGGAAUCUGGUAUUGAUGAGACCAAAAGUCAGUGAGAUUGAUGAGGGCAUAUUCUGUAAGGAAUGGCUUUCUGUUUUCCUUUUAAUGAUUAUAAUGUUAAAAUAUGAAUUUGGGUAUAUUGGAUACAACACAAGGUGAAAGGUAGAUUAGAG
Messenger RNA from Lactuca saligna, 954 nucleotides. Lineage: Eukaryota; Viridiplantae; Streptophyta; Magnoliopsida; Asterales; Asteraceae. The record is from the annotation of a GenBank genome assembly.